AUGGCAGUUUCCCUCCCUAAAGGGACACCAGAGAACCAGAAACCAGGUUUCUUGUUCAACACCCACUUCAUACUGGGUACACCAUCGCCUCUGGACACGGCAACAAUUCCAGAUUUACUCAACCCUGCUCCCUGCCGGACAACCUCCCGACACUUAACAUCGGCGCCUGCGAUCAGGAGACCGUAUUUCUGCUCGGAAGGUGAUGACUGCUACUCCUUCGUCACGACCUGCAGGGACUCUGAGUACGAGACCCGGGCCUAUGAGCCGAGCAUGUGGGUCGGAUCUCCUGUUCAUCCGAACGAGGACAGAUACCGCGCCGUGGACCGCCUGAGGGAUUACUUUAACCAGAAAAACGUGCCAGGAAUCCAAAUCGAGAGAACCGUCCCUCUGUUGACUUUGUACACCUCCUUUGGCAGGAAUCCCACUGCCACAAUGGUCUACCUGAUGUUACCCAGGAGGUUUUACAGCAAUCCCCCUAUUCCCAGGGAUACCAUGCUGUUCCUCACCCCCUUCCCCCCGAUGAUGGUGUUUGUGAAGACAGUCGGUGGGUGGCUGACGUCUCUUCACCAAAAAUCCCAGGAAAUGUUUGAGGAUCUACUCCGCCAGGCAGAGCCCUUCCUACCCAAUCACUUCUACACAGCCGAAUACAACGGGCCCCUGACCAUCUUCAAUCGCCACAAUGAGAUCUGGUACCUGAGCUACGACGUUCCCAGGUGUUCGGCCAGGUUCGGCCGAGGAUCCUAG
Stegostoma tigrinum is the source of this 744-nucleotide messenger RNA. RefSeq names its product heme-binding protein 2-like. The coding region runs from base 1 to 744 and encodes 247 amino acids. The record is from RefSeq and is a predicted model, not a curated record. The transcript is spliced from 6 exons. NCBI's taxonomy places the organism in Eukaryota, Metazoa, Chordata, Chondrichthyes, Orectolobiformes, Stegostomatidae.